CGCAAGCAGUUAGACGAACUCCUUGAGAAAGGUUGGAUCAGGCCCAGUUCGUCUCCUUUUGGAGCACCCGUUUUGUUUGUCCCCAAAAAGGAAGGAGAGCUGAGAAUGUGUAUAGACUAUAGGGGUUUAAAUGCGAUCACCGUGAAGAAUGCUGAGCCGCUGCCGAGGAUACCUUAUCUUUUAGAUCGGGUGCAGGGUUGUAAGUAUUUCUCUAAGAUAGACUUAAAGUCCGGAUACCAUCAGAUAGAGGUUCAUCCUGAUGAUCAGUACAAGACUGCGUUCCAGAYUAGAUAUGGGCAUUAYGAGUUUAUAGUGAUGCCCUUUGGACUAACCAACGCGCCAGCUACUUUUCAGCGUUGUAUGAAUGACCUGUUUAGACCAURGUUAGAUAAAUUURUAGUAGYGUACUUAGAUGAUAUCCUAGUCUUUAGUAAGACCCUCCAGGAGCACCAGGGUCAUCUGAGGCAGGUCUUGGAGAAGCUUAGAGAGGCUAACUUCAAGAUCAACGCGAAGAAGUGCGAGUGGGCCAAGAGGCAAGUCUUAUACUUGGGCCACGUGUUGGACGGAGAUGGCAUUAAGCCAGAGGACAGCAAGAUCGUGCCGAUCAGAGAUUGGCCGACGCCCCGCACAUUGACAGAGUUGCGGUCGUUCCUAGGCUUAGCUAACUACUAUAGGAAGUUCGUAAGGAACUUCUCUACUAUCGCCGCUCCCUUGCGCCGAUUGCUGAAGAAAGAGGCAAUCUGGCAAUGGGACAAAGACUGUACGUUUGCGCUCAAGAAGCUAAAGCGCGCGUUAAUAGAGUAUCCUGUCCUCAAAGUUGCAGAUCCGUCUUUGCCAUUUGUCGUCACCACGGACGCGAGUCGGUAUGGGAUAGGCGCCGUGUUGCAGCAAGACGACGGCAAUGGCUAUAGACCCGUAGAGUUCAUGUCAGCGAGGAUGCCCUGUGAGAAGGUUGCCGCCUCCACGUACGAAAGAGAACUCUACGCUCUCAGGAAGGCUUUAGAUCAUUGGAAGCACUACCUGCUUGGGAGGCACUUCAAAGUGUAUUCGGACCACGAAACGCUUAGAUGGUUAAAGACUCGGGCCAAGAUGACACCUAAGUUGACUAGGUGGGCCGCAGAGAUGGACCAAUUCCACUUUGAGCUCAAGCCAGUGAAGGGCAAGUACAACGUAGUUGCGGAUGCUCUGAGUAGGAGAUCAGACUACUUUGGAGCUGUAGUACACUAUCUGGAUAUAGGGAGAGACCUGCAGGAGAAAGUGAGGCAAGCAUAUGCGCAGGACCCUAUCUAUAGCGACCUCCUAAAGAGAGUUAGAGAUGCCCCAGAGACUGAACCAGACUACCGCACUACAGACGGGUUGCUGUUUGAGAAGACUAAUGUGUUUGACCGCCUGUGCGUUCCCAACAGCGAAGAGAUCCGCAGUUUGAUUUUAGGGGAAUGCCACAAUACUAAAGGGCAUUUCGGCUGGCAAAAGACAUUAGCCAACCUGAUGCGUGUGUAUACCUGGCCAGGGAUGAAGAAUGACUGCAUAGAGUAUGAUAAGGAGCUAUCAGAUUUUCUACUUGCUCUCCAGACCGGUUUCCCCUUCAUUCUUCGCGUGGUGGUGGCUGUGGGUCCUGUGUUUGUUGGUUAUGCAUUGUUUGCAUGGACGUUCUUUGGAGUAUUCAUUUCAACAUUCCGAUCAUUUGGGGAUUCUAUCAUCACUCUGUUCUGCUUCAGCACGCGAAGUCGCAUUCUUACGGAUGACAUUAUUUCGGAGAUGGUUCAGCCAUUCGACGAGGAGUUUCUCUCGGAGACGAACGAUACCGAUAGGUCACCAACAAGUCCAGGUGAGAGGUGCAUGGAGAGGACUGGGGGUAGAAGAGGAGGACAAGGAGAAUGUAGCGACUCUAAUGUUCUCCAUCGUCGGGGAUCAUCCGGGUACUUCAGGUACGACAAAGCCAGGUCUUAUGCAAGAAUGUCAAGUCGAACCUAUUCGGAUGCUCACUCCGAUGGACUUCACAAGGAUCCACCUGAACCUGAAGAAGCCCAGAGUUCCCCAAUGCCACAGAGGCGAGCUGGGGAAGAAGCGCUUGUCUCCUCCUCCAGCAAUUGUAUGCAUGAAUUGAGGAUAGAAGAAAGUGGCGACGGUGGAAGAAACAUCGAUGAGGGCUCAGCAACGAAGGUCGCUGAUGUUGGAGCGGGGAAGGUGUGCGAAGCUAAGCAAGAUCCUGGCGAUAUUUUAUCGCCGCAGUUCUCAUAUCGACAGUCUAUGAAUUCGUCAUCGGAUGUGCGUGAAUAUUGGCAACAUGGCAGAGUAAUGAGGCAGACUUCUCAGAAUGGAGCUGCAGAGGAAAUGUCCCAACGAGGAUGGAACGUGAACGUGAAUGACCUUUGCAAUGAGAAUGGGACGUACUGGAAUGAAAUGGAUAAGGAAUGCGCCAAGUGGUUGACGAGAGUUCUCCAAUCACAGGAGAUGAUACUAGAAAGACAUGGCUGCAACUUCCCGGUGGAGCAAAUUCUGACAAAGUUUGAAGUAAGUGGUAGCAUCUCACUCGCCAAUUGCCCUAGCGCAGGUGAUACAAGGGGAAUGAAAAUAUCAUGAAAUAAGGAAAAUGCGCCAAGUGGGUUUUACCCGACCUUGGUACCAAGGGAAUGAACAUCAUGAAAUGCU
This is a messenger RNA of Chara braunii, 2652 nucleotides long. The record is from the annotation of a GenBank genome assembly. NCBI's taxonomy places the organism in Eukaryota, Viridiplantae, Streptophyta, Charophyceae, Charales, Characeae.